AAAUAAAGAGGGAAAUUAAGAGCACCCGAAACCAGAGAGCUUUGGCAAUAAAAAGGCGAGCUCACCAGUAAAUUGCUUCAUACAGUUUUUGAACUUGGCAAAGUGCGGACCUCGCUUAAAAUUAAAUAUUAAAAGUAAAUAAAAAAUGUGCGGAAUAUUUUCCAUAUUUUCGCGGGAUGGCGAACCGAUUCCGCCUCAAAUUCUUCACGGCAGCAGGCACAGUUUAAGGGAGCUGGCUUAUAGGCAGAGUGGAAAGCAGCGGCAUCGGGGUCCCGACUCCACGGGGGUCUACGUACUGCCCUCCGAGGGCGUGGCCAUGGUCCACGAACGCCUGCGAAUUGUGGGCGUGGAGAGGGGCGAUCAGCCCUUCGUCUCGGAGGACGGCAACCUCAUCCUUGUGGCCAACGGAGAGAUCUACAACUACCUGGAACUUUCGGCGGAGAUUGCCAAGAGACGAGGCUCCUACAAGCCCAAAAGCGAUUGUCAUGUGAUAUUGGAACUCUACAAGGAUUAUGGCAAGGAUCUGCUGCAAUACAUCACCGGAAUGUUUGCCUUUGCUCUGUACGAUCGAAGGACCAAGGAGGUUCUCCUGGCUCGAGAUCCCUUUGGUAUAAUACCCAUGUAUGUGGGUGAAGAUGCGGCGGGUAACCUUUGGGUGGCCUCCGAGAUGAAGUGCCUGGUGGAUACUUGUGGAUCCAAGGUGGAGACUUUCCCGCCUGGCGAGGCGAGGUUUGGUAGAGUUGGUGAUCUUAAAGUGUCCUGGCAGUUUGAGCAACCUUGGCUUACAGAGGUGCCCAGUCAACCCUGCGAUUUAUCCCUACUCCGAGCCAACUUGGAGUCGGCGGUGCGCAGUCACCUGCAAUGCGACGUCCAACUAGGAGCUCUUCUCUCCGGCGGAGUGGAUUCCAGCCUGAUAGCCUCCAUUGCCACGAAGAUCAUGAGGGAGAGGGACCCCACUUUCCGGCUGAAAACAUUCUCUGUUGGAUUAAAAGGUGCCCCCGACUUCCAGGCUGCCAGAAAUGUGGCCAAAUAUAUAGACAGCGAUCACAAGGAGCUGGUCUUCGAGAUCGAUGAGGCUCUGGAUGGGAUUAGGGACAUAGUCUACCACCUGGAAACGUUCGAUGUGACCACCGUGCGUUGCAGUUUGCCCAUGCUCCUCUUAGCCAGAUAUAUUAAGAGCACCGGGAUUAAGAUGAUCCUCUCGGGCGAAGGAGCAGAUGAGAUCUUCGGUGGUUACCUGUACUUCCACAAGGCUCCCAACUACCAGCUUUUCCACGAGGAGUUGGUCAAGAAAGUGCAAGGCCUGCAUUUAUCCGACUGUCUGAGGGCCAACAAGGUGGCCAUGGCCAAGGGAGUGGAGCUGCGAGUGCCCUUCCUGGACACCGGAUUCGUUAACCACGUGAUGCAGAUCCGGCCGGAGGAUAAGAUACCAGGACCACUUAACCAGUUUGGAGGAGAACAGCAGAACAGAAUGGAGAAGUACGUGCUGCGUGCCGCCUUUGCGGAUAACUAUCUUCCGGAUGAUGUCCUUUGGCGGCAGAAGGAACAGUUCUCCGACGGAGUGGGCUACGAUUGGAUCGACACCAUCCGCAGUGUGGCCUCCAGUCGAGUAACCGAUGAGGAAUUCUCCACAGCCGCUCUGCGAUUUCCCCUGAACACUCCAUCGACCAAGGAGGCCUUCUAUUAUCGCUGCAUUUUCGCCGAACAAUUUCCCGGGGAGGCGGCUGCCGGAACCGUACGGAAAUGGGUGCCACGCCUUGAUUGGGGCUGUCCGGAGGAUCCAUCUGGAAGGGCUCAGGCCGUCCACCAGGUCCACAAAGACUGAUAGAACUUAUAAUUAACUUAGUCUAGUCCGAAUAAUUCCAAGCAGCAAGAAAUGCUGAGAAAUGCACAAUUAAUUUAUUGAAUUAAAAAUGAA
Molecule: messenger RNA, 1918 nt
Organism: Drosophila takahashii
Lineage: Eukaryota; Metazoa; Arthropoda; Insecta; Diptera; Drosophilidae
Cellular component (GO): cytosol
Molecular function (GO): asparagine synthase (glutamine-hydrolyzing) activity
Source: RefSeq, a predicted model, not a curated record